AGCGGAGCAGUGUGAUUAUAUAAGAAGGAAUUGUAAGGCAGCUGGUCAGCGCAUUUGACAUCAGCAGACAUGGCAGAGAGUAUGCUUCUGUUCUGGGGCUCCGGCUCCCCGCCUUGCUGGAGGGUCACCAUCGCCUUGGAAGAGAAGAAACUGCAAGGCUACAAGGGAAAAGUGCUGUCCUUCGAGAAGAUGGAGCACAAAUCGAAUGAGGUUUUGGAGAUAAAUCCCAGGGGCCAGUUACCCAGUUUCCGCCAUGGGAAAAUCGUCCUGAAUGAAUCUAUUGGAAUCUGUCUCUAUUUAGAGAACCAGUUCAAGUCUCAAGGUACCCAGCUGAUUCCGGAUUCCGGGGCUGAGCAGGCUCUUGUUUACCAGAGAAUGUUUGAGGUUCUGACUCUGCAGGAGAAAGUGGUGGCCAUAAUCUAUUACUUCUGGAAGGUUCCAGAAAAUGAGCGCCAUGAAUCUGCUCUAGAGAGGAACAAAAAGGCGCUGAAUGCCGAGCUGAAUAUGUGGGAAGGAUACCUUGGGAAGCUGCCUCCAAAUUCUCACAUUACGGGGAAAAACUUUACAAUGGCAGAUGUAAUGCUGUUUCCACAGUUGGCCUGUGCUUUUCGUUUUGGCCUGGCGACUGAUAAAUAUCCCAAAAUGUUUGAGUACUACUCCAGAGUGAAAGAGCGGCCCAGCGUCAAGGCUUCAUGGCCUCCCCAUUGGAACGAGAGCCCUCCAAUGAUGGACGUGCUGAAGGAUAUCUGAGUUCACAGCAACCGUCACUUAAUCCUGCACCUUUUCAAUUUAAAUCGUGUAAUAGACCAUUGGCACUAUCAGUGCCACGGAAGAUUGUGUCCAGGCUCAAGAAGGCUAUGUUUGUUGCUUUAAAUAUUAUUAAACUAUUAUACACACCA
This is a messenger RNA of Leucoraja erinaceus (little skate), 899 nucleotides long. RefSeq names its product glutathione S-transferase A-like. Lineage: Eukaryota; Metazoa; Chordata; Chondrichthyes; Rajiformes; Rajidae. The record is from RefSeq and is a predicted model, not a curated record. Gene Ontology annotation, biological process: glutathione metabolic process. The transcript has 6 exons. The coding region runs from base 70 to 750 and encodes 226 amino acids. Gene Ontology annotation, molecular function: glutathione transferase activity.